Messenger RNA from Pantherophis guttatus, 3323 nucleotides. RefSeq names its product aquaporin 8 (gene AQP8). Gene Ontology annotation, cellular component: plasma membrane. Gene Ontology annotation, molecular function: water channel activity. The record is from RefSeq and is a predicted model, not a curated record. Gene Ontology annotation, biological process: water transport; transmembrane transport. NCBI's taxonomy places the organism in Eukaryota, Metazoa, Chordata, Lepidosauria, Squamata, Colubridae.
CGUGGGCAGCCUGGUCAGAAGCCGCUGAUCUUCUAGGGUGAAGCCAUCGUGCAGCUGCAGCCAGGAGUGGAGAGGCUUGGAAUCGGCCAGCCAUGUCCGACGUGGAAUUUGGACGGAUGUCUUUCAAAGAGCCUGAGCAGGAGACCAAGCGUGGCCCGGCCCAGCCCCACUGGUAUGAGCGCUACCUGCAGCCUUGCAUCGGGGAGCUGGUGGGCUCGGCCUUCUUCAUCUACAUUGGCUGCGUUUCGGUCGUCGAGAACUCAGACGGCACCGGGAGGCUGCAGCCGGCCUUGGCUCAUGGGUUGGCGCUGGGACUCACUAUUGCCAUCUUGGGGAAUAUCAGUGGAGGCCACUACAACCCGGCCGUUUCCCUGGGGGCCUGGCUCGUUGGUGGGCUGAACAUGGUGAUGGUCAUUCCAUACUGGGUCUCCCAGUUGUGCGGGGGAAUGAUUGGAGCUGGUCUGGCUAAGGUAACCACAGUGUGGGAGAGGUAUGAAAAUGCCACAGGAGGAGCUUUCACGGCCAUCACCUCGGAUCACCAGCUCCCAGCUGCUGUGGUGGGAGAGAUUGUGAUGACCAUGCUCCUGGUGAUGGCUGUCUGCAUGGGGGCCAUUAAUGAGAAAACCAAGAGUCCACUGGCACCCUUCUGCAUUGGCCUCACCGUCACCGUGGACAUCCUGGCUGGGGGAGCCGUUUCUGGAGCCUGCAUGAAUCCGGCCAGAGCUUUUGGCCCUGCAGUGGCUGCCAACCACUGGGACUAUCACUGGGUGUACUGGGUGGGCCCCAUGGGGGCUGCGCUUCUGGUGGCUGCGUUGAUAAGGUUCUUGAUCGGGGACAGCAAGACGCGCUUCUUCCUCAAGUGAGGCGCCCUGCAAGGACCACCGCCUCGCCUUCCCCGCGCGACCCCAGGCAGCCGCAGCCCUCCUGGCCCGGGGAAGAGACUGGCAGAAGCGAGGCUCCGCCAAGCGCUCAUGUUGGCCCCUGAAACACGGGGCGAUGCGAUUUUCCCCUUUCAUGGUUGCAGAUCUAGGAAAUUCUGCCUCCCCCUUUUUGGAAACGAUGCUCGAAGAAGGCCGAAGAGGGCGAAGAAGAAGCGGCGGCCCCGGCAGAUCCACGGGCCGAAGCGGGGAAGCCGUUCUCGGAGGAGCUCCGGGCGAAGCGGCCCUGGGCAGCCCCGGGUCGAGCAGCGGCCCGCAAACCAGGCCCGGCGCUUGCAGGCCGCUCGCCCGGCACUCCGCCAGCCCCAUCCGGAGCCCCGGCGAGGAAGCCGCUCCUCGGCUUGGCAUCUCCGGCGGUGGCGCUCCGCAGGGGGACCUCCGGGCCACGCCGCCUCCGCGCAGCCCCACAGCCAGGAUCCCGUCUGCGAAAGGGCUGCUUCGCCCAGCCGAGUGGGAGGAAGAGCCGGGCUCUCGUGGCGACGCUGGGGGCUCUCGGGGCACCUUGGCCAGACUCAGAGACAUCCAGCCGCUCUCGUCGGCUCUUCCCAGCGGGGCUUCCCAUCCCCAGAGAGCGGCCAUUCCCCCCGUGGACCCGAAGCCCCUCCGCCAUUGAGCGGGGCUGCGCCUCCCAGCCCUCCCGUGCCUCGAGGGGCCGCCCCGCCCGUUUUUUUAAAAAAAAUUUGAUUUAUAUGCCGCCCUUCUCCGGAGACUCAGGGCGGCUUACAAUGCGUUAAGCAAUAGCCUUCAUACUCUUGUAUAUUUAUACAAAGUCAGCUUAUUGCCCCCACAAACUGGGUCCUCAUUUUACCCACCUUAGAAAGGAUGGAAGGCUGAGUCAACCUUGAGCCUGGUGAGAUUCGAACUUACAGUAAUUGCAGACAGCUGGUGUUAAUCACAAUGCUAUCAGUCUGCUGAGCCACCAGGUUUGGCCCGAGAUGCCCCCCAAACCACCGCGCUGGUCCCAGGCCUUGCAGGGACAUCCCCUCCCAGCCGCUUCCCAGGCCCGCAAUCCCCCACCCCUAAUUCCCUGGGACGGGGCACGGUUCUCUCACGGCCCCUCCGGCUGUCUCGCUCCCGCCCCGAGGAUGACCUUUCCCCGUCCUUCAAGCUGCGCUACGCGGAGAUCCCGGCCCGGGCUGGGCUUUGACCGGCAAUCGCCCUGCCCGGAGCUCUGGCUGCACUGCGCUUUGCCUUGCGGGAUGGGGAGAAGGCUGGAUGGAUCCCGAGAUGCACGCAGCCCUCGGGGGGGGCUUUCGGUUUACGACCCGGCUCCAAGCAAAGGCCGUGGCGCUCUGCGGCUGGUUAAGGGGACGGCCCCACUGGGUCUUUUCCUGCCGCCCCGCCAAGGACUGAGCCAGUGGCUGCACAAACCUGAACACAGAACUGGAGGCAGACAAUGGGGACACGUCUUUCUGUCCUUGGACACCAGCGAGGGAGGGAUUGUAGAAAUUGGGGUGAUACAUUGAGCCUCAAAUUAGCUCCUGCCUGCGGUGGAUGGGUGUCUUACUAUCCCCCUAUUAGGCAAGCACCGGUUGCCUAACCAUUAUCUAUUGAAUUAACCACAGAUUGUUGGGUUAAGCCACUCUGUUGUUUGGUUGGUUUGGGGUCACUGCCUGGGUCCCCCCCCAUUGUUCAACCCAUCCUCUCCCAAGCAGAUCUACAGCGGUGUCACACUUCUGGAAAUGCUAGCACAGCAUGCUAUGAUACCCUGAGCCUGGGGUCACAAACCACUAGAAUAAAGUGAAAACCAAGAAAAGCGCACAAAUGUAGUGGCCCUUAAUGUGAUCUGCUUAUUUUGAUGUUUUCCCUGGAGUAGGAACACAGCUGUGGGUGGCUAAUUAAGUACAGUUUGUGGUUUAGCAUGUCUGAGCAGCUCCAUGCCACCAGGGUUGCUGACAUCUGGAUGAAAGAGGACGUUUUCCAGAUUGCUUGGCUGCCAUCUGGGACUUUGUCCUCUCACCCCCCCUCCCCUCGAUUUCAGGAUCUGCAAACCAUCCCGAUGUUGGGAGCCCUUCAUGGGGGUGGGAGGGGGGCUGCGGAUAAGCUGCAGCAUCUCAGCGCUCCCAAGCAACAGACCACCGCAGCCGUGAUGGAUGGGAGCCCUUCAGUUGCUAGCAUAGAAAAGCUCUGUGCUUCCCAGCAGCUUCAAAGUUCACAUUGUGUCAUCUGGCAGUUGGAGGAACUUACUGGGCUGCAGCUAAUUGUUUGUUCUCUGAGCUUUUUCAAUCAAUCAAGAAAGCAGGAGGAGCCCUCUUAUUAAUGCAAUAAGAAUAAGGUGACCCUUAUCUUAAGACUUGGCCUUAUCUGUAACAUGGCAUAUAAUCACCUAAGGGAAGUGUUGUUGACUGCAGUAUGAGGCAAUAAACUUUUAUCUCAGCUGGCUAA